UUUGAUGUGUCAAUCAAAUGUGAUCAGAAACCUUGAGACUUGGUCCGUAGACCUUUUUUUUUCUUUGUUUAUUUUUUUUUUGGUUCAAUUUUUUGCCAAAAACCUGGUGAUUUUACGUUAAAACCGGGAGACCUGGAGAGUUGACAGGUAUGCUACUGACCUGGUUAAAACAGACUGGGGACUUUUAAAAUUCCUGGUGGAUUUUUGGCUUCCCCGUUACCUUCUAAGUUUUCAGACUCUCCAUGGCAGAGUUUUCCCUCAUACAAUUUCACUCUGACCUGAUGGCAUGGGAGACCCCCCUCUAUAUCUAAAAAAAAUCUUGGAAAUUAACGUCCGGGUUGACGAGCUUGUCGGCAAAAUUGCUGGGAUAAAAGCUAGCCUCGAGUUUUCUCAAAAAGAUAUAAACUAAUUAAAGCCGUCAAAGCUUGAGACAGCAGAAGACGGUAUUGGCCGGGUAAAAAACUCCCUGGAAUAUUUCGAGAACCAGUCCCGCCGAAAUAAUAUCCAGGUUUCAGGAAUAGAGGAGUCCGAAGGCGAAACAUGGUAUGACGCAGAGGUAAAGGUAAAAGAGGCCAUCAAAACCAAAUUUGGUUUUGAAAACGUGGAAAUAGAACGAGCUCACAGGGUUGAGAGCAGAAAGAAAGCCCGUGGAGACGAGCAGACAAAGCCAAGGACCAUCGUUUGCAAGCUCCGUGAUUGGAAACAACGCGAGGCCGUGAUACGGGAGGCGAGGAAAGUCAAGCCUGAAGGCCUGUACAUAGCGGGAAGACCUGGCGAGGGCUACUCUGAUGAAACGUGAAGGCCAAAUCCCCAAGAUGAAGGGAGCAAGGAAAGCGGGCAAGUUGGCAUAUUUUGUCUUGGAUCGCUUGGUUAUAAAAGAAAGGAAGAACGCUGAAUCUCCAGCCGGCGAAUAGUGAGCUAAGUAGCAGCACUUGUAGUUUCAUUCCUCUUUGCGAGGUUUUGCCUUUUUGUCAUCUUACAGAUGAGGAUCUUCAACUAGCGCUCUAUGAGCAACAAAAUGGUUCAAUUAAAUUUGAUCCGGACAGAUUGGCUUGACUAAAAUUUAACCCAAUACUUUCUGAAAGUACCAAUCGAUUAAGCCUAAAUGAUAAUGAUCCCGAUCCCUUCAACUGCGAUUAUCUGUGGUUCUUUAGCACUCAAUACUGCUUCCAUCCUGGAUUCUGUGGGACCAAUCCCCUUGCUAGACAAGACAUAGCCCAUAAAUGUCAGUUCUGAGAUCCUGAAAACACACUUCUCCUUAUCCAGAUUAAACCCUUGUUCUCCAGCAGAUCAAGAGUCUUCUGUAGCUUUGCAUCAUGUUCCUCCAAAGUGCGAUUAUGUCGUCGUGAAUAUUGAAGGCUCGCAGCUUGACAAUACUUGCUGCACGAUGUGCUGGUAGAGUUCUGGUGCAGACGAUAUGCCAAAUAUGAGCCGCUUGUGCUUUAAGAGACCUUCGUGUCAGAAAUGUGGUGAUAAUCCUAGACUGCUCAUCCGAUUCAAUCUGAUUGAAGCCCCACUUGAAGUCUAGUUUGCUGAAUGUAAUGUACUCCCAUUUGAGUUGUACAGAAUAGCAUCCACAGUGGUUAUCGGGUGCCGUUCCCGUACCACAGCCUCAUUAGCCAUUCUCAUGUCAACACAUAGUCUUAUUUCUCCAUGGUCUGGGUAUUAUAACUGGGCUAGCCCAAGAUGUAGGCCCUGACACUUCUCAAUGAUGUCAAGGUUCUUGAGCUCCUCAAGCUUCUGGUUUACCUUGCCUCCUAACCCGAAAGGUAUGGGUCGUGCUUUCUUCGCAAAAAGUCUUACAGACUAGUCAACAUGUAUCUUAGCUUGGAUUUUUUUUAAUUUUCCCACUCCAGUAAAACACUACUUGUAUUCUUCGAACAGUUCAUCCUCUUAAACCGUAUUCACUUGCAUCCGCAGAUUUCCUAGCAUUUCACUGGUCUGUCUACUCAGUAUAGGUCUUGCCAAGGCGUUCUGUCAAUAACAUUGCAUUUAGAUUCAGAAUCCACCAGUACUCCCUCUAGUUCUACGCCUCCCAGCUCCGUAUCAAUGGCUACGCACCCUUGUUCUUAUGUGACUGCAAACGCAUACUCGUCACUCUCUCCGGUAAGCUGGUGUACGGUUCCUUUCUUUUGCUUAAAGUUCUUGCUAUUUUGCUCUUUGCUUUUGCAAACUCUGGAAAAAUGACCAAUUUUGCCGCAUUUAUUACACAUCCAGCAUCUGGCUUCACACUCUGGGUCUUUACUCAAGUGUCCUUCCAAUGCCACAGCGAUGGCAGUGUUUGCAUUUUCCUUUCUCCUUUUCCUCUCUUCCUCUUAAAGAGUUGACUUUCCCUGCUGUCUUGAAGCUGUUAUGCUAUAGAUUUCGCUUAACUUUCUGCAGCUUCCAUUGCUCUAGCAAGCUCUUGAGCGCGUUUCAGCGUCAGCGCUUCCCAGGAUUAGAGAAAUUUCUUCCGUAAGUCGUGUGACUUGCACUUGUCGAUGAAUUGAUCUCUUAUGUGUUCCGUUUUUUUGUCACCGAAAUCACAAUUAUCCGCAAUUUGGGACAGUCUCGUGACAAACUGGUCUACCGUUUCGCGUUCCUUAUGUUUCCUUUGUCUGAAACAAUGUCUCUCGUAAGGCACGUUGAUUUGCGGGCUAAAGUAGCUGUCGAGUAUUCUAAUAUCACUUGUCUCCGGUUGGCGCCUUUUCUAAUGGGUCGGUUAGCGUUAAAAAUAUCUCUUGCACGUCUAUUCGUGCACAAAGUAGUAACAAUGCUUUCUUUUUCGAUUCUUUCGUGAUAUCUUUUCCCUCCAAAUAGUAUUAAUUGCUGUCGAAGGCCGAAAUACUACCAAGCUCAAGGUUCAUCACUCUCGGAUUCUCCCCUGCUUUUUCCUCAGAUAUUUCUUUAGCCUUUCUCCGGGUUUCUUUAUAAAGAAUCCCAUCACUUUUCGCCAAUUAUAGCAUUUGUAAGCACAACUGUUUAUAACAUGCCUCGACCACCUGCUACAACGAACGAACAUCCUAUAAUAUACUCCUAACACAGGGAGACCAGUCACAACACAGUAGCCCGGACACUACAGAUGCAACGAAUGGCACCAAUCCCUGAGCUUGCUUUUUUGCAAACAUUUUCAAUAUGACUUUCAAAAGAUACUUUGUUAUCAAUUUACACCCCUAAACAUUUUUGAGAUUCCACGCGGCAAAUCUCUAUGUAAAUGGUUGCCAAAGGAUCAAAUUUGUUAUUAAUGUUGUAGUUUUUUGGAUGAGAGAGCCAAUCACAAAUAUUUUUUUUCAAAUCGGUAUUUAAGUUAUUUUCCAAACCCAUCGAGUCAUACGACGAUGUAUAUUAUUUGGAAGAUCGUUAAUAUAUACAGUGGAACCUCUAUACAACGGACCUGUAUUGAGCGGACACCCUCUAUUUAGCGGACAGCAUUCAAAGUCCCGAUAUUUUUUGCCACUUAAUUUCAGUAAAUCAUACCUCCAUUAAGCGAACACCUCUAUAACGCGGACGCGGACACAUUUCACGGUCCUACAUAUCAAUCAAUCUUGCUUCGAAAACUCUCGUUUACAUAAUAUUACAUUGCAUACCAUAUUUGGUAGUGCGCAUCAAUCAUUGUUUACGUCGAGAAUUUUCACAUAAACUUGCAGGGAUUCAUGUUUACUGCGAUUUUGUGGGCCGCCAUUUUGAAACAGGCCCAGGCCUUAGCGUUUUUAGAACUUCACAGAUAUCCCGCGCGCUCACCCCAGGCUCUAAGACCAUUUAAAAAAGCGACUUCAAAGUGAAUGACAUGCAUUUAAAUCAAUAGGAAUUUGAAACUUACUAACGCAUGGUUGCAUUUUAAGGCAUAUUCAUUAGUGAACACGGGAACGAAAUGCACGGCUAUCGUAGAGACACUGCAAGGUCGCGCAAAGGCUAUAGGGAAAAAUAAUUUUGAGCAAAGGAUCUUGGGAACGCUUUUUCAAGCUGCCUCUGUGACGCUUUUAGCAUAGAUAACAAUUCUAAUAUCACGAAAUAUUUGGAAUAAAGUUUCCAUUUUUACAUGACAUUCGUUAGACUGUUUUCAAAAUCUCUGCGAAAAUAACCUGUUCUAAUUGGUUUUCUUAAUUCAUGCGCGUAAUGCGUCAUCAAUUGUAAUUAACGCUAAUGCGCUGUCAAAACGCCCCGAGGAGUAUAUAACUUCUUUGACGUGACAACUUUAGUUAAGAAAUGUCACAUCACGAAGAUUUAGCGAUUGAAGUUGGAAUGGAAACGACCGAGAAGGGAGUUGUGUGGAACGAGCCACCGGAUGACUUGCCACACGAGGAAUGUAAAUCGGACGAGAACGAGGGAAAAGAGAACGACAAGUACGAUCUAAACCUGAAGAAGGACGAUGACAAGGCAGAUCUGAACCUGAAGAAGGACGAUGACAAGGCAGAUCUGAACCUGAAGAAGGACGAUGACAAGGCAGAUCUGAACCUGAAGAAGGACGAUGACAAGGCAGAUCUGAACCUGAAGAAGGACGAUGACAAGGCAGAUCUGAACCUGAAGAAGGACGAUGACAAGGCAGAUCUGAACCUGAAGAAGGACGAUGACAAGGCAGAUCUGAACCUGAAGAAGGACGAUGGCAAGGCAGAUCUGAACCUGAAGAAGGACGAUGACAAGGCAGAUCUGAACCUGAAGAAGGACGAUGACAAGGCAGAUCUGAACCUGAAGAAGGACGAUGACAAGGCAGAUCUGAACCUGAAGAAGGACGAUGACAAGGCAGAUCUGAACCUGAAGAAGGACGAUGACAAGGCAGAUCUGAACCUGAAGAAGGACGAGGACAAGGCAGAUCUGAACCUGAAGAAGGACGAUGACAAGGCAGAUCUGAACCUGAAGAAGGACGAUGACAAGGCAGAUCUGAACCUGAAGAAGGACGAUGACAAGGCAGAUCUGAACCUGAAGAAGGACGAUGACAAGGCAGAUCUGAACCUGAAGAAGGACGAGGACAAGGCAGAUCUGAACCUGAAGAAGGACGAUGACAAGGCAAAUCUGAACCUGAAGAUGUGCGAGGAGGAUAAGACCGAAGAAGAUAGAGUAGAUCCUCCUGACACCGAAGAAGAGAAGAAGGACGAAGAUAAGGAAGAUGCUUCUGAUGGCGAAGAGAUGGACAUCAAGGAAGAGUUGGCUAGGCUACAGGAGAAAUUCCAGCAAGUCUGCAAGGAGAACGAACUUCUGAACGACACGAGAAAAGCAUCUGUGAACGCGUACGCGGACCUUCUUCAGGCUACACGUGCUUCCGAAAUGAGCGAGGCACGUGACCGCCAAGUCCUGCAAGACAAACUCAAGGAAGUCGAGUCUAAGCUGGCUGAAUGCACAAGCCAGGUUGCCGAUCUGACCGCUGCUAACGACAAGCUUACGAGAGAUAACACUAAGCUUGUGCAGGCCAAUCUUGCCAAAAACGAGGUUAUUGAAAGCUUGCAUGCUCAGCUCUUGGAGGCCACACGCAAGAAGCCCUCCCGAUGGCAGAGAUUUAAGCGCCGAGUAAGGGCGUUGUUCGGCUGAGCCUACCAGAGUCGACAAGCGCCACAUCUUUUUGUAUCUUUUUUUUUUUUGAGGUUGCGCAAUGCGUGCAAGUAUAAUAUGAAUUUUUUAGACUUUCAAAACAAAUGGACUAAAAUAAUUGAUAGAAUUCUCUCUCCCAUUUGUACCUUCUUUUCAUAUAGUAGAUUGAUGAAAAAAAAAUCAGCCGACGACAUUUGCGGGAGAGAAAACGUAACUACCUAUUUUUUUAUAGUUUUAUGAAUACUUCUUGGCCGGGGAAAUACCGGCUUAAGCAUGGUGGCACAUUCAAAUAAAAUCCAUGCGCGAUUGAUUCUGUCCUGAAACUUAUGAUUAUAUGGUCACAUUCAGCGCCCUAUAGGGUGAAAGUUUGGUGCCUUUUCUACCGUCAAAAUCCAAACGAUUCUGUUUCUAGUUUUCCCGCAAAUGGCUAUGUGCUUUAUUCAGUAUUUUUUCAUUCACAUUUUUUUAAUGGCUGAUUUGGCUUUAAUUACACAAACAGUUAUUUUUGUAUCUCAUUGCGCAACCCCAUGAAACAUUAUGUAUGAAAUUUCUUGUUCUCAAAACUAUGUAUGAAAUUUCUUGUUCUCAAGUCUCUAGGCGCUUGCUUCUCGCCAGAGAAGCUACUGCACAUGUACAGAGUUUGAUUGUUAUUUUGUAAAUAAAUGGCGAAAACAAA
Molecule: messenger RNA, 6178 nt
Organism: Nematostella vectensis (starlet sea anemone)
Lineage: Eukaryota; Metazoa; Cnidaria; Anthozoa; Actiniaria; Edwardsiidae
Product: protein PIF
Exons: 15
Coding region: 4186-5502 (438 amino acids)
Source: RefSeq, a predicted model, not a curated record